Molecule: messenger RNA, 883 nt
Organism: Hordeum vulgare subsp. vulgare (domesticated barley)
Lineage: Eukaryota; Viridiplantae; Streptophyta; Magnoliopsida; Poales; Poaceae
Exons: 1
Coding region: 42-458 (138 amino acids)
Source: RefSeq, a predicted model, not a curated record
AAUUAACAUGGGGAGGCGGAUGCGGGCACGGCCCCGCGCUGAUGGACGGCUGCGGCGGCGGCGCGCGGCCGAGGGCGUCUGCGGCGGCGCGCGGCCGAGGGCAGGGUCUGCAGCGGGGAGGCCCGGCGGGCGGAGGUAGGGCAGCAGCGGCCGGCGAGCGGCGAGCAGCUACAGCGGCCAGCCACGGGGCAAGGCAGCAACUAUGGCAGGAGGCUGGUGAGCAGGCAGCGUGGGCGCGAGGCCGAUGCGGGGUGCGGCGUGCGCACGCGCGUGCGGUGCAGCGGUGCGGCCAGGGCGCGCGCGGGCAGGGACGGGCGCGGUCGUGCGCAGCGAGCGUGGUCGUGCGUGAUAGCCGGGGACGGCGAGCAGCUGCGGGAAAAGAAGAGCGGGGCGAGGCGAGGCGGCCUCACCGGCGGUGCACGAUGGCGGGGGCGGUGAGGCUCGGGGAGGUCCGAUGAGGAGGAGGCCGGAGACGCGUUGGUGACGACGGGGUAGCGACAACUGGGCGGCGCGGCCGCGGCGAGCCCGAGCUCGAGCUCGGGGCAGAAAGGGGACGAACGGUGGGGGCGCGAGGGGGAGCGAGGUCGUGGGACGUCGGCGUUCUAAAGGGGAGGGGCCGACCAUCGAUAGUCGGCGCAUGGCCUGCGGGGUGCCGUGACGGGCAUCCAGCCCCCGUGUCCCUGUAGCGAGAGGUUAGGGACGACAGGGGUUAGGUGGGCCGGCUGAGGGGCAAUGGGCUAAGGCCCAAGGAAAAAAGGGGAGCGGCCUUUUUCCCUUUGAAAUGUUCUGUUUGUUUUAUAGAUGCGAUUGUUUUGCAAUAUUUAUCCUUAUUUUUAUAUGUAAAAAUUUACUCCCUCCAUUCCUAAAUAUAAGUCUUUGUAGA